ACUGUGUCCUCUUCUCUGCAACCAAAAACCCUUUUCUUCUUUCUCUCACUAUCGCCGUCUGUCUUUCCAUCUCUGAAAUGCUCUCAUCUUCUAAUCCCAUGGCUGGCCAAGAAAUCAGCAUAUCCAAUAGGGAGUCCAGACCUCACCCACUUUACCAGAUCGCAGAAAGCCCAACUCACAAGCUCCUCCUGAAGCAAUGGCUCAAAGAAGAAGAACUCAUCCUUGGCCGCAUAGCCCUCAAAGAAUCCCAAAUCGACAACGUCCGCAAAGAAAUCACCCAACUCUACAGCUUCUUCUUCCUCUUCCACUCCACGGCCCUUGUCCUCCUCUUCAGUGCAGCAUCCAGGGAGCCCCGUGGUGAAGGCUGCCAUAGAUCUUGGAUCCCGUCGCUCUGUUCUCUCUUCUGUUCUUUGGCCAUCAUUUGGGCUGUUAGAUACAAGACAGAUGUUGAGGGUCACAUGGAGAAGCUGUUGGAGAGAGAGAAAGAAGACGGGAAGCUUUUGACGAAAUGUGUUCAAGAAUUGAAGAAGAAAGGUGUGGAAUUCGAUCUGUUGAAGGAAGUGGAUGCGCUCAGGAGGGCUAAGAGCCUUAGAGUUGAGUCUAAGGUUGUACGAAGAUGGUCUGCAAGGGACUUCGUUACGCUAUUCUUUUUUUCCGUUUCUUGCAUGGUUUUGGGUCUUACAAGGGUAGUUUUGUGUAAUUAGAGAUUUACAGAGAGGUACCCAAUGAUCGAAUCUGCUCUUCUUGAUCAUAUAUCUGGGUGCUUUCUUUCGCAAUCUCUAACAUCCAGGGUAUCUAUUUUGCAGAAGAUUCUUUUUUUCUGCGACAUGAAAAUGGGGAUUUUUGUUUUGGGGGGACUGAAAGGGAAGCAGAAUACUUUGUUCUGCUAUUGUAAGUGCUGGAAUUGAUAUUGAGAAUUCAUCAAAUAAAGUUUGGAUA
Molecule: messenger RNA, 939 nt
Organism: Telopea speciosissima
Lineage: Eukaryota; Viridiplantae; Streptophyta; Magnoliopsida; Proteales; Proteaceae
Exons: 1
Coding region: 78-704 (208 amino acids)
Source: RefSeq, a predicted model, not a curated record